Molecule: messenger RNA, 1294 nt
Organism: Drosophila grimshawi
Lineage: Eukaryota; Metazoa; Arthropoda; Insecta; Diptera; Drosophilidae
Gene: dpr12
Product: hemicentin-2
Exons: 9
Coding region: 1-1140 (379 amino acids)
Biological process (GO): synapse organization
Cellular component (GO): neuron projection membrane
Source: RefSeq, a predicted model, not a curated record
AUGAAAAAUGAUGGAGAACAUGCAAGUUUUGCCCCGUCCUCGCUCAGUGGCAGGAGCAAACUAACCAACUUCGAACGCCAGCUAAGUAAAAGUACGCAGGAAGAGCAGUCGAGCAACGAGCAGAAAACUACAAGAGAGAAGAAAGUGAACCUGCCACAAAUGAUGCCGCCACGGCUGCUGCGCUUACGGCUACUGCGUGUGCCGCUGCAUUCAAUGGAACUGCGCAUUCUGCUGCUCUGCUUGCCCACGCUGCUGCUGGCCACCACGCUGGAGCCAGAUCAAAAGUCAAUACUCACAGAUAACGAUUGGAAGAAGCUAUGGAUGCGCGGCGGUAUAAGUGCCGACUCAAAAUUGGAUAAUAAUCUCGACUCCAGUGACAGCCCCAUGUUCGAGGACAGCGAGCUGAUGGCGCAUAAUACGACCGUUCAGCUGGGUGGCACUGCCUUCCUGGUCUGCAAGGUUACCGGCGUGGACAGAGUGGGUGUAAAUUGGAAUCAAAUAUCUUGGAUACGGCGCCGGGACUGGCAUAUAUUAUCCUCGGGCGCCCAACUCUAUACAAAUGAUGAGCGCUUUGCGAUACUCCACACGCCCGGCUCCAAUAUGUGGACGCUACAGAUAAAGUUUGUGCAGCGCCGGGAUCACGGCAUGUACGAGUGCCAGGUCUCAACACCGACUGGUAUCAUCUCGCACUUUGUGAAUCUUCAAGUGGUUGUGCCGGAGGCAUUCAUUCUUGGCUCCGGUGAACUGCAUGUCGACAUGGGCUCAACCAUCAAUUUGGUUUGCAUUAUUGAGAAGAGUCCAACACCACCGCAGUACGUGUACUGGCAGAAAAAUGAACGUCUCAUUAACUACUAUGACUCCAGGCGGGACAUAUCCAUUGAGACGACACCGGGGCCGCGCACGCAGAGCCGUCUCAUCAUACGGGAGCCCCAAAUCACAGACUCUGGCAACUACACCUGCUCCGCCAGCAACACCGAGCCAGCUAGCAUUUAUGUAUUUGUAUCUAAAGGCGACAAUAUGGCUGCCAUCUCACGGCGCAAGACCUCCUCGGCCGAUCGCAUCACGCACAUAUUUAGGUCGAUGCUGGCGCCCUGUUUGCUGCUGAAUACGGUUGUCGUUAGACGCAUUUUCUUGACCUAAGAACCUACAAUACGACACAAUAACUGAAUUACAGCGCAAACACAAAAUGGAAUAUAUAGUAAAGUAUGAGAAUCCUAUUUAAGCUAUUUCAAUGUUAGAAUUUAACAACACAAAAACCAAAAGAUACAUAAAUACUUAUAAAUAACGAAGACAA